UCUUGCCUGGAAAAUCCCAUGGAUGGAGGAGCCUGAUGGGCUGCAGUCCAUGGGGUCGCGAAGAGUCGGACACGAUUGAGCGACUUAGCAGCAGCAGCAGCAGCAGCAUCACCCAUCAAGCUUCAAUCCCAAAUCACACUCGUCUGUUCCUUCUCCAUACGCCCUGAUAUUUCUAUUGCUAGCCAUUCUCCCAGUUAUGCAGACUUUAAGCUUUCAAGUUUUUUAGUUUGUGUUAUCACUUUUUAUACCGUCUAAGAUUUACUACUCAAAAUGUCCAAAGGUCAGAAUAGGAUCUAUGAGCAUCACUUGGGAGUUUACUCGAAAUGCAGAUUCUCAGGCUGCAUCCAAUCUAUACUGAAUCAGAGCACACAUUUUAAUGAGAUUCCCAGAUGAUUCAAAAGCACAUUAAUAAAUACCUUCAGAGCACUACUCUAACAUUUAGAAGAAAGAGAUCAUCUCUCUCAUCCAUGGGACCUUAGCACAUGGUGGCCACUCUGAUCCUUGUUCACUGCCUGCCUGUGUGUAUAACUGUUUCAACUAAAGAAACUCUUGACGAAAGUGAAAGAGGAGAGUGAAAAAGCUGGCUUAAACUCAACAUUCAAAAAACUAAGAUCAUGGCAUCUGGUCUCAUCACUUCAUGGCAAAUAGAUGGGAAACAUUGGAAACAGUGACAGACUUUAUUUUUGGGGGCUCCAAAAUCACUGCAGAUGGUGAUUGCAGCCAUGAAAUUAAAAGACGCUUGCUCCUUGGAAGGAAAGCUAUGACCAACCUAGACAGCAUAUUAAAAAGCAGAAAUACUACUUUGCCGACAAAGGUCCAUCUAAUCAAAGGUAUGGUUUUUCCAGUAGUCAUGUAUGGAAGUGAGAGUUGGACCAUAAAGAAAACUGAGUGCCAAAGAAUUGAUGCUUUUGAACUGUGGUGUUGGAGAAGAGAAGACUCUUGAGAGUCCCUUGGACUGCAAGGAGAUCAAACCAGUGAAUCCUAAAGGAAAUCAGUCCUGAAUAUUCAUUGGAAGGACUGAUGCUGAAGCUGAAACUCCAAUACUUUGGCCACCUGAUGUGAAGAACGGACUUAUUGGAAAAGACCCUGAUGCUGGGAAAGACUGAAGGCGGGAGGAGAAGGGGACGACAGAAGAUGAGAUGGUUAGAUGGCAUCACUGACUUGAUGGACAUGUGUUGGAAUAAGCUCUGGGAAUUGGUGAUGGACAGGGAAGCCUGGCAGGCUGCAGUCCAUGGGGUUGCAAAGAGUUGGACACGACUGAGUGACUGAACUGAACUGUACAUAAUUGGGUCAUAGCCCUCUUGCCUUCUCCAAAUUCCUUUUUGCAGUUCUCUUCCAUAUCAUCAAUUUUUCCUUCUCUGCCAAUCAUCUCCAUCAGCAUACAGGUUCUGCAAAUGGUCAUCAAAAGGAACCAGCAAACCUGGCUGAUUUAAGCAAAAGCGGACUUUAUUAAAAGGACACUGUAGGCGAAUCACUAUCUCCUCCGCACUGCAUGCAGGAAUCCGUCACUAGCCUUGGAGCCAGUAUUGCCCACACAAACUUGAGCGUCCUACAGCCACUGCUGCCCCAGAAAGUGCUCCUCCCACUCCCCACUUAUCCCCUCCCAGCUCCAGUCUCCAUCCAAGCGGGUACAUCUGAUUGGUGAAGCCUGCAUCCUGACCACACUCUACCUGAUAGGGAGACUGGGAGGAAGUAUCUAACAUGUUCAGCGUCUACAAUAGAGGGAGGACACUGCCUCCCACCAAAAGUCAUAAUUUAUAGUUUAGGGAAUUUCAGAAAUGUCCUUCAAAAAAAAGGAUUCAGAUGUUAUUGAAAGGUUAAAAAAAUAAUAAUUCCAUUUCUACCACACUCAUUUCUCUUUUUUCAAAGUUUAUUUUUUUCCUUUCCCCCUUUUGGUGGAAUUAAAAAAGGUUGUCCACACUUGUCUUUAUUUCCUCAUAUCCUUUCUACCCAAUCUAGCAUUGUUUCUCAAAAGCCAUCAUAUUCCCAAAUCCAGCAGGCACUUCUCAGCUCAUGCAGUUUAACCUUGCAAUGCUAUUGGAUAGUCUCCCAGCUCCCAUGAACUUAUGGUCUCUUGGAAUUUCACUUUUUUCCAAUUGCUUCAGCUCAGUUUUCUUUGCUGACUUUCGCUCAGCUCAAUCUCUGUAUGUUUGUUUUCAGAGCUCUAUCCCUUCCUCUUUAACUCCAUUCACUCCCUAAGUAUUCUUUCAAUUUCAAUUUUUUCCUGACUUAAAAUUCUCAAAUCUGAUAAUUCUUGCCUUUAGAAAAAAAUCUACAGACCUGUUUACUGAGCUCGAGUUUUGCAUCUGCAGCUGCUUACUUUGUACUUCUCCAUGUAUGUCUAAUACAUAUAUUAAUUUUAAUAUGUCCAAAGAUAAUUCUUACUUCUUAAUUUCCCUCUCUAAAUUGGUUCCUUAUGAAGUCCCUCCAAUUUCAAUAAAGGGCUUCAUCAUUCAGCUGGUGUUUAAGCCAAAAAUCUCAGAAUCAUCCUUGAUUUAUUUUUCUUAAACUCUCAUAUCCCAUUUAUCCACAAGUCCAUAUUUUCUACCACCCAAAUUCAUUACAGCUCUCCAUUCCCUAUAAGCACUCCCCUAGUCUAAGCCAUCAUCAUCUUUUGCUUAUUCCCAAAUUGUCAUUUGAAUUGGCCCAUUUCUUCCUCUCCAUCCUCAAUUCACAGCCCCCUCUCCAGACCCCCCACAUAACUUUGCUCCAUUGAUCACCUUCCUGUUCUUCAAACAAGCCAAGCUCUUUGCCAUCCCAAGAUUUUGCAUUUUUCUUCUGCCUAGAAUGUCAGCAAUACUAAAUCCAUGCCAGCUUAUCCCAUUCUGACUCCACGUUAUCCUUCCAGAUCCCUCUUGGUUUUUACCUUCCCUAAACUAGCCCACCACUUACCUUAUCACCUCAUUACCUUAUCUUGCUUACUUUUCCUUUAUAAAGCAUUUUAAAAUUCUGAAAUUACCUUAUUUACUAGUUUGGAGUGUUUCUCCCCUGACUAGAAGCAGAAUCAAAGCAGAAACCUGUCUUUUUGAUUCAUGUUUGUGCCCCGUGGGAUGUCUGAUACACAGUAGGCAUUCCAUAAAUAUUUUGUUAAGUAACUGAAUUGAUAAUUAAGUGAAUGACUGAUGUCAUAUUCCAUUGAGAUUCCCUAACCUUUUCAUUCCUAUCCAAAUGACUCAUCUUUACUCACUGGUGAUAGCUUGAUAGCUAGUUAUCUAAGACAAGUUUUGUUCAUUUACUUUUGAUUCUGCCUGGGGUUAUUAAACAUUCUCCUUAAUAAUAAUAACAAUAAUGCCUUGAAAAGCUAGUAAGAAAACCAAAGGUUAUGAUGCUGAUAUAACUCAGAAUAUCUCCUGGCUGAUGUGGGCAGUAAGUGAUGUUCACCCAUCAAUCAUUUUUCCACUUCCUGCAACUGAAUCUCCCUGGAGGAGUCAUCAGAUGCUCUCAAUCUUGAAGAUUGACAGGAAGUCCCUGCAGACACCAACUCUAUGCAACAUCAGGAGGGAUCCUUGACACUAAGAUUUAAAAGCCCCACUCUCAGAAAGAUUUAGAAAACUCACAGGCUAAGUUUUAGUUAUCACAGCUUCUGGAAAGGUGCAGAACAUGAAGGGAUUCAAAAGUCUGGUGGUAAUGACCUUGACCUUCUUCCUGGUGUUUUCUUUCCUGGGAAAUUGCAACAGUGCUCCGCAGAGACUCGUUGAGAGAAGGAACUGGACUCCUCAAGCUAUGCUCUACCUGAAGGGUGCACAGGGGCGCCGCUUCCUUUCCGACCAGAGCCGGAGGAAGGACCUCUCCGACCGGCCGCCGCUCGAAAGACGAAGCCCAAAUUCCCAACAACUAACUCUUCCAGAGGCAGCAGCUGUACUAUUGGCUUUUUUGCAGAAACCACAAGAAGCUGGAGAAGAAAACUUGGAUCAAACCAGAUUCUUAGAAGACAGUCUGCUAAACUGGUGACAAUAUACCAGAUUCUAUUCAAUUAUCAUUCUAUUCUUGUUGAAAACAUGAGCCACGUGAAUAAAGUCUGUGGACCCUUUUUCCUUCAUUUGUAAUCUUAGGAACAUGUGCAGCCAGUUUUAUUCUUCCAGAAGCUAAAGUGAUGCUUCAUUCUUAGAACAUCACUGCUUUCUUCCAUGACUUCAGAUCCUGUUUAGAUCACCUGGUAUCUUACUCUUGAAUUUAACCCAUUUAUAGUUAUUAGGUUGAAGACUCUUUAAAGUGUUCCUUCUUUUUGUUACAAUACCCAUCUUGAUUUAAUCAUUCUUAGUUGUUUUUUUUUUUUUUCCAUUUUAUUACCCACUUGGAUUGUCUUAGCACUCAGCAGUGAAUCUCCUUUCCUUUCCCCCCUUUCCUCACCUCCAAGGAGAGAGAGGUGGGAAGCAUGGGAGGAUGGGAAAGAGUGAAAUGUGAUUGUUAGUAUCCAAGAAAGGUGAGUUGUCAGGAAGGGAAGCAGGGGGGAUGACUGGGAAGAAGCCCUGUGAUCAGUCAGGACACUGUGGUUGCUGAGCGAGGGGACCCUUGGUGAGGCAGGAGCCAGUGGAAGGUUCUACAGCAGGGUGCUCCCCCUGUGCUCUCUGGGGAUUUCCUUGAAUUCAGUUUAGAAACGAGGAUCUAAAAAUUACUGGAAAAUAAGAUGGAAACACACUCCACUCCUGGAUAUAUUGUACAAAAGAAAUGAAUCUUUUUUUUCGGAGCCAUUUUCCUUGGCUAAGCAGAUUCAAAGAUUGCUUACUCUGUCUAGAACUUGAGGCUUUAUUUGCCCCUGGAGGAGGAAAUAGCAACCCACUCCAGUGUUCUUGCCUGAGAAAUCUCAAGGACAGAGGAGCUUGGCAGGCUGCAGUUCACAGGGUUGCAAAGAGUCAGACAUGACUGAGAGAUUGAGCACGCACUAGACUUUAUUUGCAUUAAAACAUAACAUAAAGGCACCCCAAGAAUGUAAGUGCAUGAUACUAUGCCUCAUUUAUUCAGGUUUUAAAGUCAACUAUAAAGUCGACAGUUUUUCAGUACUGUCUGAAAAAUAAAAUAUGCACUACCUACAACAAGCAUAUAGUAUAUUUAUUUGGAAUUACAAUAUGACCAGCAUGUUAAUUAUUUCUGACUUAAUUAAUUGAAAGUUGUUACUGAUAAUUGUCAUAAGUGGAAAGCAUUGUCAAUUCUUAUUAUCAUCUGUACAUAAGCUAUUAGUAAGUAGGUAAAGAAUAUCAUUAUAUGAAUGUCUCUGUAACUUGGAAUUACAGUUUUACUGUAUUAAGUAAACAAAAGCCUAUAUGUAAGAUGUGUCUGUAUCUCAUUUCAUAAUUGAAUAACGAAACUGUUUUCAAGUUAAUGUAACACGGAUCUCUGCCAAAAACUUAAUAUGCUAGCAUUAAAAAAUUCU
Molecule: messenger RNA, 5371 nt
Organism: Dama dama (fallow deer)
Lineage: Eukaryota; Metazoa; Chordata; Mammalia; Artiodactyla; Cervidae
Gene: SPX
Product: spexin hormone
Exons: 6
Coding region: 3601-3951 (116 amino acids)
Biological process (GO): positive regulation of gastro-intestinal system smooth muscle contraction
Cellular component (GO): cytoplasm
Molecular function (GO): neuropeptide hormone activity
Source: RefSeq, a predicted model, not a curated record